AGCAAGGCUACCGGGGCUCAUACGAUCACAGUCCGUCUGUGAGAGAGCAUUAGUUUGUGUUAGAUAAAACUCGAGAAGCAGGUCCCUCCUCAUUUUGCUGGAAUCAUGGAUAACAAGAUCAUGGAUAAUAAAGUUCUAGAACUUACUAUGCAAACAGCUACGGAGAAACUAAAAGCACAAGUGCAAUUCUGCCAGCGUGAGAAAGAAAGAUUCACAAAGUGCAAUUCUCAGGACUCUACGACUUUCUACGAGGAGAAGCUCCAAGAGUUUAAAUGGCAAAUGCUCCAGCUGCAGCAACAUUAUGAAUCUACCGGUGAAAUGCUGAAGAUCAAAAGAGACACUGUGUCAGUCCCUGUUGCAGCAGACAACGAGCGUUUGAUGGAGGAUCAACUUGAGCUGGACGUGUCGGAUGUUUUUUUCAACCCGACCACGGAAUCCAAAAAGAUGUACUUCCUUCGAUACGUCAUCUGUCUGCCGCUGCAAAAGCACGUGCUGCAAGAACAGAAGACGGAAUUCUUCAGGACCUGUGAGCUCAAAACAGUGGAGGAAAAACGCAUCUUUCAUUUCCCAAGAGACGACCUGAAAAUGUGCGAAUCCUUAAAACGAGGGUACAUGACUGUGGAGUUGUACGCAGAGAGGAAACUAAAAGCUCCAACUUUAGUUGGUAUUCCUCAAAGGGUGUCUCUCAACAGAUUCCUCGAAGAACACUCCAUCAAGGGAAUGCUUUCGUUUGGAGAUAAGGGCGAAUGGGACAUUUCUUAUUCUCUAAACAUCCGACGAGCACAACGAGUGGAGGAGAAGGAUAGUUUCAAGAUGGUCCAGAAAAGUUGGAUAGGACUAGCUGAAGAACACAGUAGAAUAGCCAGGAGAGCAUCUGUAGCUACCAUGAACUCAAGUCCCGGUUCAAAACACCACAGGAAACGAAGCAAUCGCAACCAUCACCGUCACCAUCACCGCCAUCACCACCACAAGCCGGUACUGGAAGAAAAGUCCCCAGCUUUCUCCCUUGAAACCCAAUCUACCGACUCAGAAAACUCUAUCGACUUCCAAAUCAAAAUAAAGGACGACGUCAAGGACAAGGAAGAAGCCUCAGAGGACUCUGAUCACAUAGCAGAUCUACCUUCCGAGAAGUCGGAGAACAAAAACACAACCAACAAAAUAAAGAAGACUCUAGCUCGACGUCUUAGUGGAUUUUUCUGACAGGAACUGGUUAGGGGACGGGGUUUAUAGUGUUUUGUGUUAUUAACUUUCCCAACUGCUGCAGAGAACAGAGAGGUGUAGACUGUAGGUCUGUUUAAUUGAUAAAUAAUUAAGUAGGAGUAUCCUCUAGGUGGUAAAUACGGACAGCUCGAUAUGGUAAUUUGGGAACAAAUUAGCAUAAUAAAAUACUCACGCAUGCCAUGAUAGAAAUUGGGAGAUUAUUCUCUGGUACUGCUGCAGUUGGGACAGUUUCACGGGAUUUGUAUUGGUAAUCGGUCGUCGGACCGGCCUUUGUUUACGUCGGUCAACUGUUGCAGUUGCACCGCGUGAUUUAUACCUCCGCGUUUUUACAACAUUUUUUUGAUAAUUAUUCUUAAUCAUCUAGAUUUAUCAUAUAAUUGUAUACUUCGGGUAAUAAUUGGAAAGGGUCAAUCUUGUUUACUAUAAAGCGCAGCUGAAAUUUGUAGUAACAUCGUUCAAUUUAUUAGUAGAAAUUUGUUGAAAAGUUUAAAAUAGUUAAAAGAAUUUAUAAAAUAAAUUUGAAGGGUUUUAAAAUAAAUUUCAAUUUCUGAGGAAGUAAAUGCCAAAAAGGUUAUGGAAACAUUUCACUGGGUACAAAAUAAAAUGAGUAUCGUUAAUACCAUACAAAAUAUUGUGAACGAUGUACAUUCCAUAGUCAACAAAUUGUUAUAUCAGAACACAGCAUGUGAUAAAAUAUUACCUAAAAGCUUCGAAAUCUAUGCUUUUCUAUUUAAGAGUUCUUAAAUCGAGAUUUUAAAAACUUGUGAGCGGAAAGGAUUUAUAAGGUGGCCAUAUCAGAGGCGUGGAAUUGAAGAUGUUUCAUGUUCUUGAUCAGUGGGUACAAUAAUUGGAUCUAUUUGGCUUACCCUGAUAUGUUCAAAAAUAUUCAAAAACCAGAAAAUAAAUUUUUGAAGCUACCAUCUUUAAUCCCAUGAAGAAGUCCGCCAAAUUUUAUGCUUUUAGGUUAUAUUUUUGUAUUGAUAACUGUUAUAUCCUAGUCAGUUAUUAUCGCGUUAGACUGUCGGUAUCGAAAAUUCUUUUAUUUUAGACAUGAGUCCAGUAAUUCUCAGUUGGUUUAUCGUGCCUUUAGUUUUAAUGUGCUUAGUGUGUGUGUUUACUUCUAGGCUAAAUAAAAUUAAAGUGCUAACUUUACCAGUUGUCAGAAUGUUCAAUAAAGCCAACAAUUAAGUUAUAGUUAAAAUUUAAAGACAGUAUUUAGAUUAUUUGCGAUUUGACUUAAAAUUAUAUUUAUUAGGGUUGGUACUUCUGAAAUUGUUAAAUUAUAAAAUGACGAGUGUAAUUAUAAAUUUGAUUAAUAAUUCUCCUUAAGUUAGAUUCUAUAUUUAAUGAUUUUAGCCUCAUUUAUUUAACUGCAGUGAUAUAAUACCAUUAUUAAGUAAGAUCCUGCAUUUUACUUUAAGUAAUACAGGGUCAUAAUAUUAACGCUAAGUUUCGUUUGAUAAGUUUAUAAUUACAGUUAGUUA
Messenger RNA from Bolinopsis microptera, 2705 nucleotides. RefSeq lists its product as uncharacterized. NCBI's taxonomy places the organism in Eukaryota, Metazoa, Ctenophora, Tentaculata, Lobata, Bolinopsidae. The transcript is spliced from 7 exons. The coding region runs from base 106 to 1200 and encodes 364 amino acids. The record is from RefSeq and is a predicted model, not a curated record.